AUGUUUACUUCAAUCAAGUUCCUCGACGCGCUAAAAUUCCACUCCAUCUCCCAAUUCUUGCGCCAUUGUUCCCAAACGAACAAUCUCAAACCACUUCAAGAAUUCUACGCCCACGUCCUGAGAGCAGGCCUGUUCUUCAUCUCCCCCAAUCUCCAGACCCAACUCGUUUUAGCGUACACAUCGUGCGCCGGCAACAACACCGCCAGCACUCUCGCAACUCUAACCAGCUUCUUCAAAUGCCUCGGCCCCAGAAGCCCGCUGCCUUUCAACUCGAUCAUAUCUCAUUUUUCUCAAGAUGGGCUCGAUCCCUCGGCCGCCCUCCAUGCUUUUUCCUAUAUGCACCGCAAUUGUAUCCAUAUCGAUUCAUACGCUCUGUGUAGCUCUCUGAAAUCUGUUACCUGUCUGAAAAAUCUCUGCUUUGGUGAAAUGUUGCAUGCCCAUGUGGAGAAAUCAGGCUGGCUGGCUAGCCUGUUCGUGGGUAGUGCGUUGGUGGAUUUGUACGCGAAAUUGCUGCGUAUGGAUGAUGCAGCUAUGGUGUUCGACGAAAUGCCUGAGACGAACACUGUGUGCCUGAACGCACUUUUAUCGGGCUAUGCGGAGAGUAAAAUGUGGGCUCGGGUUGUCGAGCUGGUUUUGAGGAUGCCGGUAAUGAAAUUACCGGCGGACAAUUUUACUUUAUCUGCUGCCCUGCGCGCGUGCAGUGGGCUUUGCUCGGUAAACUUAGGCAAACAGGUUCAUGCAAGAAUAAUAUGCUGUAGUACUAUUGAUUUUCGAGCGGACGUGUUUUUACAGAGCUUGUUGAUCGAGAUGUACGGAAAGUGUGGCUUUGUCGAUUGCGCGGAAAAAGUCUUUACUUUGGCUGGUUACAGAGUGAAAGAGAGGAAAAAUGAUGUUGUCUUGUGGACUUCCAUGUUAGGAGUGUACGGAAAAUCCGGUAAUCACUCUAAAGUGAUUCAACUGUUCGAAAAAAUGCUGAUGCAGGGGAUAAAACCUGAUGAGGUGUCUUUUCUGACAGUCAUAUCGGGCUGCAGCCAUACGGGCCAGGUGGAUCUUGGCAUGGAGUAUUUCGAGUCCAUGACUCGGGACUAUGGACUAGUUGUGGGCCCGGAGCAUUACAGCUGUCUUGUGGACUUGCUUUGUCGGGCCGGAGAAUUAGAGAGGGCUUGUGCGUUGAUUGAUGAAAUGUCUUGUAAUGGGGGUGUGAUGAGUCGGGUUGUGUCCAUGUGGGGAGCUUUGCUUAAUGCAUGCAAUGAGCAUGGGAAUAUCAGUCUUGGGAAGGUGGCGGCCCAACGGGCUUUGGAGUUGGAGCCCGACAACAUUGGGGUUUAUGUGCUGUUGUCUAAUAUGUAUGCCGGGAAUGGGAUGUGGGCCGAGAUUGAAGAGUUGAGGGAGUUGAUGAAGAGUAAAGGUUUGAAGAAGGAUCUUGGAUGGAGCUGGGCUGACGGGACGGGUUGA
Molecule: messenger RNA, 1455 nt
Organism: Striga hermonthica
Lineage: Eukaryota; Viridiplantae; Streptophyta; Magnoliopsida; Lamiales; Orobanchaceae
Source: the annotation of a GenBank genome assembly